UCCUGACGUCAUCGAAUGGGUUCUUCCGCUGCCGGUAGAGUGAACGUGAAGUGCCAAGAAGGAGCGAAGAAAAAGCAGAAGUGGCAAUAACGUCGAAACAAUUACAGAUAGGCUUUAUAUGACAGAGAGCUACGGCUGAGAAACAUAAGUCAUUGUGUCCAGAAACUGUGAAAGCCAAUCAAAUCAAGCAGGUGACCGACAAUGGCUGUGAACGUGUACUCCACCUCAGUGACCAGUGACAACUUAAGUCGUCAUGACAUGUUGGUGUGGAUCAAUGAGUCUCUACAGAUGAACCUCACCAAGAUAGAAAUGUUGUGUACAGGUGCUGCCUACUGCCAGUUCAUGGACAUGCUGUUUCCCUCCUGUGUGCCUCUGAAGAAAGUAAAAUUCGGUGCCAAGCUGGAGCAUGAAUACAUCCACAACUUCAAGCUUCUGCAGGUUUCCUUCAAAAAGAUGGGAGUCGACAAAAUCAUUCCAGUAGACAAACUGGUGAAGGGGAAGUUCCAGGACAACUUUGAGUUUGUCCAGUGGUUUAAGAAGUUCUUCGAUGCCAACUACGAUGGGAAGGAGUACGACCCCGUGGAGGCGAGACAGGGCCAGGACGCCAUGCCCACACCCAACUCUGCCAUGUCAGCUCUCAACAAACCCCCUAAAAAGGCCUUCAGUCAAGCUCCUCAGAGGCCACCUGUUGCUAAGGUAGCACCCAAGGUGGCUAACGUCAGCGCGAGGAAGCCCGGGAUGGGCGGAGGCGAUGAGGAGAGGGUGGAGCUCAUGAAUGAGGUGGAGAUGCUGAAAUCUACCAUUCAGGACAUGGAGAAGGAGAGAGACUUUUAUUUUGGAAAGCUGCGGAACAUUGAGCUGAUCUGCCAGGAGAAGGAGGGAGAGGGCGACCCCACACUGCAGAGGAUCAUCGACAUCCUCUACGCCACAGACGAGGGUUUCGUUAUACCGGAUGCCGAGGAGCAGGAGGAGUUUUAAUAUUUCAAGACUGCAAGCAACUUUUCACUUAGAUGCGCUGGUCUACAAACCCACCUCGAGAUCCUUCCUCAACACGGCCAGUUUGGUUUUAUAUCCAACACCAAACUCGAUCUCGACUUCUGACCCCCCCUUCCCUCCCCACUCGCCUCUCCUGGACCCAAAUCCAAACCUACCGGACUUCUUCUUCUUCUAGCCUUCAGCCGCCGUACAGCUCAGCUCCCUCUUUCUUCAGACAUCUUUCACCAAUAAUCAACAAAGCCUCGGUCACUGCCUCUUCUUCUUACACACCUGUCAGUCUGCGAGAAUCCUCCGACCCCACCCCGACCCCUCUAACCCAACCUUCCUGAAACCAGAUCAAGCAGUACAUAUCUGGUUUUUGUAAUGGACUUGAGUGUGAAAAGCACGGUGAUGUUCUCUGUGUGUGGAUGUUUGUGUAUACUUGAGUGUGUGUGUGUGUGUGUGGUUGGUUGUAUGUGUUUAAACAUCAAUUUGAAACAAAUCAAACAUGAAGAACCUCCUCUGAAGACCUGACGUCCAGCUGUCUGGUCACGUUGUCCCAAACUAACCCCAAUUGUUUUUUGUUUUUUUUGUGUGAUGGCACCGCCGCCAUUUUGUGCCUCUACUGUUGACACUGAAUUUUAAUUAUUUGGAGGAAGGUGCGUGUACAGAAGUGAUGAGAACAAAAAGAAGAAAAACACACAUUCCCAACUAGAAGAAUUAGUUUUGCAUCAUUUUCUAACUGAAUCUGAAGUCUUUUUUGUAUUUUUGACAGUUUUAGUCCUGCUAACUGUGGACUGUGCUUUUGAAAUAGUAAAAUUUAAUCAUCAGAUUUUCAGAAGUUUGCUGACAUCAUUUGCCAGUCAGAUGUAGCUGAUAUAAGGAAACAUGCAGCCUGUCGACUCGUCACGUCGAUGCUCAAGGGCUCAGGGUUUAGUCUGGGACAAGGCACCAGUCGGGUCUUCUCCAGUUGUCUCCACCGACGACACCAUCCUGAUUUUUGUCCUGUUCAGCUUCAGAAGAGCUUUUGUAAAUGUAUGCUACUGUUUUACCACAUGGUCCCCCACCCCUCCCCCCACACUCCAUCUCCUUUCUUUCUUUUUUUUUGUCAUGUUUUCAAACCAGUUUUUGGGCACCUGUCAGUCAUGCUCUCAACUUUAUACAUUUGUUUUCUGCCUAGGCUGAGUUUUCCUCACACUCACUGAAUGAUCACACAAGAUUCUACUUGUGAGUAGAAACUAGUUUUUCCACCCACGACGAAAGAGAAAAGGGGGUUUCAAAUGUCGCAAACAGCAGAUGAGACGUCUUGUUGCUUACAUUUCAGACUUCCUAAAUGUGCACUUCCUAAUUCCAGGACAAAGUAGCUCACUCUUCGAGUCAGUGCGAGAUGUGGUCAACAUGCCAGGUUUUAGGAAAAAGUGCACCAAAAAAAAAAAAGAAAGACUUGUUAGUCGGCAGUGAUUGUUUUGUACGUUUCUUUUUGGAGCGUCUGUUUCCAGGCACAUGCAGUUUUAUACCAGUGGCCCUUAAUCAGCCCCCAGCCAAUAAAAAAUGAUUCCUGAAGGGAGGCGGGACAUCCAGACCAGCCUCGUCACAAACACUGUGAGCUGAUCGGUGCGUUCACUUCAUGUAGCCGAGCACAGAAAAGUCGACCGUGAAUCCUCUGCUCUGAUUACUGAUGUUAGGUGGAUUCAGUUGUUUCCAAAGUUGAUUUAAAAAAAAAAAACCAUAUGUGUGAUCGAGUCGACGCAGGACAGGUGUCUCUCUGCUCCUACCUCCACACCCCAAUCGACCAAUCUUAAUACUAAUAUUGUGUAUUGUGGAUCUAAUUUAAGACCAGUUUCUCCACUGUACUCUGUAAAGAUGUCACUGACACAUUUGUACCUAAUUUGAAACGACACCCUCAUGUUGAUUCAUCCCUGUAACUCGUGAUUUGUUAUUGGAAAACACUUGAUCAAUGGCCUUAUUCAUAAAAAUACUUUUUUCUUAAGAAAACAUUUUUCAUAACUUUUUUUUGGUUUGUUUUACCUUAAUGUAAGUCUCUGCUGUCUGGGGGCGAAUGUUUGUACUGUUAGUCAUAUUUUUUAUGUGUUCUGAAAAUAAACAACAUUGGAGGUAUUCUGGACAGAAGCUGGGAUGUGUCGCGGUGCAGCAGACCACCUGUCUUCCAUCAAACGCUCACCAAGCAAACAAAAACAUAUUUAUGGUGUUUCACGUUCAGUUCAAUUCAAGGAUAUCUGGUGAAAACGUGUCUUCUCUUUUCUUUUCUUCUUUCUGCAAUCUUAUGAUGUAAAUUAAAGGUGAAUUGGCUUCGGGGCUGCCGAGUUGAGCAUCUUCCUGUUUGGACGAACGGAUCAGCUGAUGGACCAGCUCUCCGUCGCUGACUCGGUUAUUUAGCAUUUAAGCGUCGUAGUUCCAUAAUCUGGUGUUUGGCAGAGCUCACACGCCUUUAACCAACACUGCCGUGAGUAGAUGUUGCACAAAAUCAGAGGGUGCCUGGGUAUUAAUUUUUCUACUUCUAGUAAAAACGUCUUCAAAAAAUAUGUCUCUACUUUGACGUUUUAGCAUUUCUAAAUCUAACUUUAUUUCUGGAAUGUAUGCUUCUUUUUUUUUACUCCAGAGUUUCUUGUUUCAAAGCACAGUUAACUUCAUGUGGUGUUGUAACAGUGCAGAAACUUAUUUUGUUGUUUUGUCUCCGUGCUCCUCCAGCACACUGGAUUUCAAAUGAAACUCUUGAUAUGUGUCGGGAGUUCUGACUGACUUUCAGCUUUAAUUUGAGAGUUUUCUCAUCUUGGUUUGGCGUAAAACUGUCAGACUCGUAGCCGUUUUAUUAACAAUGCAGCAGAGAAACUAUCAUACAGACAAUUAAACCAGUGAGUGUUGUAAGUUAGUCACCUCUUCAGUCAUGUGUUAAACUGCUUAAGGCAGAAAAAACAAGCUGAAUGUGAAGUAAUGAUCUGAUGGAGCAUUAUCUCUGUCUGCUGAUGUCUCACAAGUGUUUUCCUGCAUAUAGAACUUUUAUUUAGGUUUAUUUCGUGGCCUAAAACUGAGACACUGUUUUAUAACCUCACAUCAAAUUAAAGCUGCAAGUCAGAACUUUAAUCUCAGAAUAAUUCUUCAAUUUCAUAUCUAAUCUGUUGAAGUUCAGAUGCAGCAGAACACAAAUUGUGACUGAAAUAGAUGUGCAAGGUUUCACAAAAUGAUUCUUACUGUCAGGAUGAUCUUUGUACAUUUUCUUUGCCCGACCUAAAACUUAGGAUUGUUGAUCCGAGAAAACCGUUUGAACUGAAGUGUUGCAGUGAGCAGAGCUUCUCAGCAGGGCUGCAGCUAAUUAUUCUGCUCAAUAUUGUCUCAGUUAAAAGUGUUUCAUCUAAAAAUGUCAGAAAAAAGGUUAAAGAAUGAUGUUUUUUUCUAAUGACUCAGAAGUUGACAGUUUUUGUCUGACCAACAGCCUAAAAACAAAAGAUGAAUCAAUUCAUUGUCGACUCUUAAAUUAAUCGCUAGCCGUUUUUUUUUAAUUUUCCUCUGGAAAAAUUAAGGUCAAACUUUGGAUUCAAGCUUCUUAAAUGUGAAUAUUUUCUGUUUUCUCUCUUCGUCUGUGACAGAAAACUGAAUGUCUUUACAUUGAGGACGUCGACCUGAAUUACAUUUUUUUGUUCCAAACAAAAAAAAACAUCAAAUCUAUUAAUAUAAAAAGGUUAUGGUUAGAAAUUCAGUUUGUGUUGAUAGAAAACAGGAAAAAAAAAAACAGCAUAUUGUGACAUUUUAGAAACUGGAAGCUGUUUGACUCAAACGAUUAAUCAUCAUUUUAUUUUAGGUGUUCUUCCCAAAAUAUGUUCACUGAAAGAAACAAGAACAGCAGGUUAGUUGAACAUCUGAUGCUAUUUGACCUGAACGCUGCUGUUAAUUUCCACAUUUCACAUCCGCUCUGCGUAAUAAUGAACCAGUUCUUUAAAGGUAUCCUGGGAGUAAGAAAGUUUAUUUUAAUUCUUUAGCUGAGUUAACAGUGAGACAAAUCGUAGCACACUGAGGACGGACGCUCUACAAACUCUCUCUGUUUACUGUGAGCCUUCUCAGCGCAGGAAAACUUGAACACUGUAGACAGAAGAGCAAAUUCUCUGUUUUCUAGCAGUUUCUGACAAUGUGUGUGUCGUCGAGCCUUAGUGAAGAAGUGCUUUUUUUUCGUUAUGCAAUGUCAAAGGGGAGCGGAUGUCCCCCUUUACAUAGUGGCCUCUGUACUGAACCCAGUGCCAAUGUAACCUCCUCCCUCCACCAACAGUCUGUUACUGUAAUUACUUCCUGUCAAGUGUGAUUUGCAGCAUGAUGAGAUCUUUUUCCUUCAUUAUGUUUGGAGCGUUUCCGACAGUCGCCUGGUUUUGUCUCCAGUUGUGCGUCGGCUCCUGUUUGGUUUCAUGGUAGUAGUGAAAUGUGUUCUUGUAAGUGUUUCUGAGAAGGACUGUGUGCGGCGGUGGAGAUUAAACUCUGCUGCAAGACUUUUAAAGGAACACUUCAGCCAAAAAGCAAAAUUGAGUCAGUAUCUCCUCACCUCAGUGCUGAUGGAAAUUCAGGUGAAGUGUCGUUGUCAACCAAACAUUUCUGGAGCUUCACAGUAAAACAGAGUUGCAGCAUUCUGCUAAACAACUGAAGCAGCUGGAGACUUGAUUUAAAAUGGAAAAACUACCAAAAGUAAAACAGAAAAAGGAUCCGAACAGUGUUAUCAAAGUUUUCCAGAAGCCCCAAGAUCCCAGUAUUGGGACCUCAAGCAGACGUGGAUUGUUGUGUUGAGCAGGCGCAACUACGAAAAAUGGAUCAUUUAACAGAACAGAAAAAAAAAAUAAAAUACAAAGUCAGAAAAAUCCACGUCUCCUCGGGAUCUGAAAUUAAUUUGAAAUUGAUUAACAACUUUAAAAUGUGGUCGAACUCGCUCAACCACUUCAGAUGAGGGUGGACGCUAACACUUUAGCCUAGCGGCUACAGUGAAGUUUUUGGUUUGAAGAAAGAACUCUGGGCUUCUCGAUUCGUCAGACGAGCUGCAUGGAAACAUUUUAUCAGGUGAUCAAACUCCAGAAAUGUUUUUGGACAACGAAACUUCACCUGACUUUCUGUCAGCAUGAAGGGAGGAGAGGAAGACUGAGUGUUCAUCUUUGGUUGAACUGUUCCUUUAUGUUUUCAGUCACACACACACACACACACACACCUGAAGGACUUCAUGGUUGCUCUGGGAGUCUGUAGCUGUUAUCUCUCAGUAAUCAGGGCUGAUUUUAAAAGAAGAACAUCCCGGAGCGUCAUGCAGGCGUGUGUGUGUGUGUGUGUGUUUACUGAAACUGUCUGUGCAGUGAACUAACGGCUUUAAAGGUAACGUGGUGCUCGUCUGACCUCUGACCUUUUCCCUUCUCAACGAUCAGUGCCGAUCAGUGCCGAUCAGCGUGAACACUGUGGGCCACCUGAGUCUCCCUCCUCUCUGUUUCUGCUGGACUUUGAUGUGUUUGUUAAACUCCACUUUCUUCAAUCAAGUUUGGUACAGAUAAUAAAACAGUAUUUCCACGUCA
Acanthopagrus latus (yellowfin seabream) is the source of this 6524-nucleotide messenger RNA. RefSeq names its product microtubule-associated protein, RP/EB family, member 1b (gene mapre1b). Lineage: Eukaryota; Metazoa; Chordata; Actinopteri; Spariformes; Sparidae. Gene Ontology annotation, cellular component: cytoplasmic microtubule; microtubule plus-end; spindle midzone. The record is from RefSeq and is a predicted model, not a curated record. Gene Ontology annotation, molecular function: microtubule plus-end binding. Bases 202 to 978 code for a protein of 258 amino acids. Gene Ontology annotation, biological process: spindle assembly; regulation of microtubule polymerization or depolymerization; protein localization to microtubule plus-end. The transcript has 7 exons.